Molossus molossus (Pallas's mastiff bat) is the source of this 1338-nucleotide messenger RNA. Its product is annotated as caspase-13-like. The transcript has 9 exons. The record is from RefSeq and is a predicted model, not a curated record. Gene Ontology annotation, cellular component: protein-containing complex. Gene Ontology annotation, molecular function: cysteine-type endopeptidase activity; caspase binding. The coding region runs from base 102 to 1223 and encodes 373 amino acids. NCBI's taxonomy places the organism in Eukaryota, Metazoa, Chordata, Mammalia, Chiroptera, Molossidae. Gene Ontology annotation, biological process: proteolysis; regulation of apoptotic process.
UAUGUCCCCGCCCCCAGCAUUGAGGAAAUGCCCAGAAAGUUUCAUUUUCAAGUCUGUGGUUCACUUUACAGGCGCAAGAAGGAACUGAGGCUUUGCCCCUUAUGGCUGAAGGUGAACGCGACAAAAACCCACUUAAGGCUUUGGAAUCUAUUGGUAAAGAAGUCUUAGGUGGACUUUUGGAUAAUUUGGUGAAAAGAGAUGUUCUGAAGUUGGAGGAAAGUGAAAAAAAAAAAUUUAAUGACGCCAAACCUGGAGACAAAGCCUGGGUGCUGGUGGAUGCUGUCCGGCAGAAACGCCACAUAGCCGGUCAAGUCCUGGUCCAAACCUUCCUUAACACGGACAAGAACUCCACCCCCACAGAAGAAGUGGCUGAACCUGCUGAAUCAGCACAAACUACAGAUACCCUCAAGCUUUGUCCUCAUGAAGAAUUUCUGAAACUACAGAAAGAAAUGGCUGGAGAGAUCUAUCCAAUAAAGGACAGAAUGGGCCGCACUCGCCUGGCUCUCAUCAUUUGCAAUAGAGAGUUUGAUCACCUUCCGGCCAGGGAGGGAGCUGAGCUUGACAUCACAAGGAUGACGGAGCUGCUUGUGGGCCUGGACUACAAUGUGACUGUGGAAGAGAAGCUCACAGCCAAGGACAUGGAGUCAGUGCUGGAGGCAUUUGCUGCCCGCCCAGAGCACAGGUCCUCAGACAGCACAUUCCUAGUGUUUAUGUCUCAUGGCAUCUUGGAUGGAAUCUGUGGGACUCAGCAUAGUGAUGAGAAGCCAGAUGUGCUACCUUAUGACACCAUCUUCCGGAUAUUCAACAACCGAAAUUGCCUCAGUCUCAAGGACAAGCCUAAGGUCAUCAUUGUCCAGGCCUGCCGAGGUGCAAAUCGCGGGGAACUGUGGGUCAGUGACUCUCCAGCACCCGUGGCAGACAACUCUUCACAGUCACCUGAGAUCCUGGAGGACGAUGCUGUUUACAAAGCUCACGUGGAGAAGGACUUCAUUGCUUUCUGCUCCUCAACCCCGCAUAAUGUAUCCUGGAGAGACAGAACUAAGGGUUCUCUCUUCAUUACACAACUAAUCACAUGCUUCCAAAAAUACUCUUGGCAUUGUCACCUAGAGGAAGUAUUUCGAAAGGUACAACUAUCAUUUGAAACACCACAUGUUAGAGCCCAGAUGCCCACCACUGAACGAGUAUCCCUGUCAAGAUAUUUCUACCUAUUUCCUGGCAACUGAAAAGAAAAUGACCGGCAGUCCUGCCUCCUCUAUCAACUUUGAGAAGCAACUUUACCAGUUUGGCACACAUAUUUAACCUUUUGUAUUUAAAUAAAAAUAAAAACAAAUAAACUGC